AUGGAUAUCCAGAUCGUGCGCGCACACUUCAACCGCUGCAAUGCGGAGCAAGACUCUGCGCAGCAAACGCUGGAGGCAUGUCCGGCCUUCGAGGCGCAAAGGCGCGCGCUCAGGGUCAGCAUCGGACCGGACCUGUUCCCGGCAGCCGUAGUAAAGGCGCUAGCAGCGAGAAAAGAGAAAUGGAAAGCGGUCUCCCUGUUCUGCGAGGAAGUGAUGACCACGAAGGAAAACGCUGAACGGGCUCGAGAAAUAAGCAUCGCAGCGCGAACGGGGAGACAGCGUCGCAGGACACAGUCCGGUCGCCGCAUCAGAGAUGAGACCAAUCCCUUCUGA
This is a messenger RNA of Heterotrigona itama, 333 nucleotides long. The record is from the annotation of a GenBank genome assembly. Lineage: Eukaryota; Metazoa; Arthropoda; Insecta; Hymenoptera; Apidae.